This is a messenger RNA of Henningerozyma blattae CBS 6284, 3909 nucleotides long. It is a transcript of the gene SLA1, whose product is annotated as cytoskeletal protein-binding protein SLA1. Gene Ontology annotation, cellular component: nucleus. NCBI's taxonomy places the organism in Eukaryota, Fungi, Ascomycota, Saccharomycetes, Saccharomycetales, Saccharomycetaceae. The transcript has a single exon. Gene Ontology annotation, biological process: regulation of actin filament polymerization; actin cortical patch assembly. Gene Ontology annotation, molecular function: ubiquitin binding; cytoskeletal protein binding; identical protein binding. Bases 1 to 3909 code for a protein of 1302 amino acids. The record is from RefSeq and is a predicted model, not a curated record.
AUGACAAUAUUUCUUGGUAUAUAUAAAGCAGUUUAUGCUUAUGAACCACAAACCCCUGAAGAAUUAGCUAUAGAAGAAGACGAUUUGCUAUACUUACUGGAGAAAUCUGACGUCGAUGAUUGGUGGACAGUUAAAAAAAGAGUAUUAGGCACAGAUGCAGAUGAACCAACAGGGCUAGUUCCAUCAAAUUAUGUUGAGGAAGCACCUAUUAUUUCUCAAGUAAAAGCAAUUUAUAACUAUGAUGAAGCACAAAAUCCAGAUGAAGAAUUAUUAUUUAAUGAAAAUGAAAUAUUCGAUGUAUUUGAUGAUAGAGACCAAGAUUGGCUUUUGGUAAAAUCUCGUUCGGCGAACCAAGUUGGUUUUGUUCCUGGAAAUUACGUCGAGCCCAUAUCAGGUGGUGCUGUACCAGCAGCUCCAACAGCUGCACCAAUUUUACCAGCUGCUGUACCACCCCCACAAGACAAAAAUGAAAGAUCAUCAUUUCCAUCAUCCGAGCAACGUAAUGGAAGAGAUACUACUCAAAAAGAUAUUCCUCCAGCAAAACCUACAAGGCCAAAUCAACAACAAUCUCAAUUAGAAAAUGAUAAUGCUCCAAUACCUACCCCUAUCUAUGGACGUGAUAUAGCUGAUAAUGAAGGUCCACCUCCACCUACAAAACCUGCAAGACCUACCUCGACGAUGGAACCAAACUAUCCUGAUAGAUCUAAUAGCCCAAGAGACAGCGCAAGAGAUAAUACAAGGGAUAAAGCCCGUAGUAGAACAUCUUAUCAUGAAAAUUCGCAACCACCAAAACAGCCUAAUCGUCCUCGUGAUACUGAUUCUUCUCGUCCUAGACAAAACACCUCGUCAAAACGUGAUGGCCCACUUUUUGAUAGUGAUUAUCAUACUUGGAAUGUUGCUGAAGUUGAUGGCCAUAAGAAAACUAAAGCAAAAUUAUCGGUUGGCAGUAACAAGAUUUUCUUCACUCCACAAAGGGGAAAUGAGCAGGAAUGGACCAUUGAUAAAUUAAUAUCUUAUGAUAAUGAAAAGAAACACAUGUUUUUGGAAUUUGUGGAUCCAUAUAAAAGCCUGGAAAUUCAUACUGGUACAACAGCAGUUUGCGAUGAAAUCAAAAGUAUAUUAGGAGAAUAUAAAGGUGCUUCACGUGAUCGUGGAUUGCGAGAAGUUCAACAGGCCUCUCAAACAAAAAGAAAAGCACAGAUAUCCUACGACUUUUUGGCAGAAUCACAUGAUGAAUUGACUGUUCAUGCAGGCGAUGCAGUUUAUGUUAUUGAUGAUCAAAAAUCUUCUGAAUGGUGGAUGGUUGAGUUAAUUAGUACAGGUAAAAAAGGUGUCGUCCCUGCAGAUUUUGUGGAACCUUUUAGGGAAAAAUCUGGCCAUACGGGUGGGAAACUUUUCAAAUCGUUAAAGAAAAUUGGAAGAUCGAAAUCAUUUUCAUCUAAAUCUAAAGACAAAUCUCCCCCAGCAAAUGAAGGUAGUGGCAGCAAGUCUGGGUCUUCUUAUAAUACUGCAAACAUGUCUGGUAGCUGGAAAGAUGAUGCUCAACAAAAUGCCGUUGGCUCAUCAUCCGAGUCAAGAAAAAGAAGAUCAUCUAUGAGCCAUAAGAAAGACUUCCCAGACCCUAAGAAAUCUCGUAUAUGGGCUGAUAAAACCGGGACUUUUAAAGUUGAGGCCCAAUUCAUUGGUUGUAAGGAUGGAAAAAUCCAUUUACAUAAGGCUAACGGUGUAAAAAUCGCUGUACCAGCUGGUAAAUUGUCAACAGAAGAUAUUGUGUAUGUUGAAAGAUUAACAGGGUUUAGUUUGAACAAAUAUAAAGACCAACCUAGAUCUAACCAGGAAAGCUCUAGGGAUGAUGGACCUGAAAGAAGAAUGAGAGAAAGAGAACAAGAAGAAAAAGAAUACGAUAGAAAACUAAGAAAUAGAGAAUUAAGUGAAUUGAGAAGAGCUAGAGAAGCUUUGGAUCAAGAAAGGGAACGGUUAGAAAACCAACCGCCAGCUAAGCCAUUGAGACCACAACAAGAUGAUAGACACAAUGCCGACCGUUCUUACCCGAGCAAUAACAGAAAGAGUAAUUAUGAUUGGUUUGAAUUCUUUUUAAAUUGUGGUGUAGAUGUUAGUAACUGUCAACGUUAUACCACUAAUUUUGACAAAGAAAAAAUUACAGAGGAUAUGAUGGAAGAUAUCAAUAAUUCUAUGCUAAGAACAUUAGGGCUACGUGAAGGGGAUAUUGUAAGAGUUAUGAAAUUCUUGGACAAUAAAUUUAACAGAAAUGUUUCUCCACAACCAGCACCGGCAGAUAAUGCACCAGCUAAUAACACUGGUAUGUUUACUGAAGCAGAUGGUUCCUUAAAGGUUAAUAAUAACCAAUCGACUCCACAAGUUGCUCAACAGUUGCUUCCUCAGUCACAGCCACAACCACAACCUCCAAUUCAAGCACAACAACCUGCCCCAUCACCAGAACCAGCUGCGGCUCCUGCACCAGCACCAGCAGUUGUAACAACAGAUGAUGAUGCUUGGACAACUAAACCAGCUGCGAAGUCAGAACAUGUCGCCAACCAAUCAGACUUUACAGGCUCUAUGCAAGAUUUAUUGGAUUUACAACCUUUAGAACCAUCUAAAAAACCUGCUACAAUUACUUCCUCUAAUAAUACUACACCAGAACCUAACUUGAAACUUUUACAACCCGUUAAAACUGCAACGGUAGCUAAAGAAGAACCUAAUGUUGCUACUACUACCACUGCCACCGCUGCUGCCACUGCUACUGAAUCUUCUAUUCCAUCCAAUUUAGUACCGUUAGAUCCAUUCAAAACUGGUGGCAAUAAUUAUCUACCAUCAAAUACGACAUUCGUUUUGAUGCCAUUUACAACUGGUAGUGCAAUGCCUGCUCAAAUCACAGGCGGUGUGAUACCUCAAACUACAUUUGGUAUGCAACUAACUGGGGGUGUUAUGCCAACCCAAAGAACAGGUGGACUGAUUCCAAUUGCAACAACCGGUGGUGCAAUGCCUCAAACAACGUUUGGCACCCAAGUUACUACCAGUGCUUUGCCAUUACAAACAACUGGUGGUCUGCUACCUAUUUCAACUACUGGGGGGCUUAUGCCACAAACUACCUUUGGAGCUAUCCCUCAAACGUCAUUCACUGCAAAACCAGCUUCUACCAUUUUACCAACCCAAACUACAGGAGGCUUCAUUUCUGCUAGUCUAACGGGUGGUGCAAAUAUUCCAUCGACAUCAUUUAAUGCACCACCUGCAGUUGCCACUGUUUUACCAGUGCAAAAAACUGCUAACGGUUUAAUUCCUGCUAAUCCACUAGGAAUGCCAUCUCAGUUAACUGGGGGACUUAAUCCUCAAACUAGUUUUGGUGCCCAGUUAACAGGAGGGGCAAUGAUGCCUGCUACUUCAUUUGCUACUCAAAUGACCGGUGGGGCCAUGCUACCCGCAACUUCCUUUACUAGUCAAAUGACAGGGGGUGCAAUGAUGCCACAAACAUCGUUCAACAACCAAUUUUCUAGUAGUAUAGCUCCAAUUCAGAAUAAUAUGAUGAAUCCUAUGAACAAACCUGCAACUUCAUUCGGUACCCAAUUUACAGGGGGUGCAAUGCCCAUGCAAAAUAAUAUGAUGAAUCCUAUCACUCAACCUCAAACAUCUUUUGGAAUGCAACCUUCUGUUAAUGGCUUUCAACCAAAAUCACAAUUCGGUGUGAACUUACAGAGAACGGGAGGUGCCAUGAAUCAAUUAACUGGUAGUGCUAUGGGUAAUAUUACACAAGGCUUACAAAAUACCUCAAUAUCCCAACCUCUUCAAACACAGCCCACUGGUAUGGGCUUUGGUAAUGCUCCUACUCAGCAACAACAACAAAAUACGGCUAAUGUGUUCAAUGCUUCCGUGAGCAAUCCUUUUGGAUUGUAA